CUUUUCAAUGCCUGUGCGUCCGGAGGGAGGGGUUCCGUAGCAGCGGUUGGAAGCAUUGAAACUCGGCUCCCCUAUGCCUUGGUACAUUAAUGCUUUCAUCAAGAUAGCAUCCAGAAAGAAGAGAAUUCAAGGUUAAAACUCGGAGGCUUCAGACAGUCAGUUUGGGUGUGGAAGGAUCGCAGCGAUGGCAGCCAAUAAGAGUAAGAACCAGAGCUCGCUGGCCUUGCACAAAGUCAUCAUGGUGGGCAGUGGGGGCGUGGGAAAAUCCGCCCUCACCCUGCAGUUCAUGUAUGACGAGUUUGUGGAGGACUAUGAGCCGACCAAGGCGGACAGCUACAGGAAGAAGGUGGUUCUGGACGGGGACGAGGUCCAGAUCGACAUCCUGGACACGGCCGGGCAGGAGGACUACGCUGCAAUCCGGGACAACUACUUCCGCUCCGGAGAGGGUUUCCUGCUGGUGUUCUCCAUCACUGAGCAUGAGUCCUUCACUGCCACUGCAGAGUUCAGAGAACAGAUCCUGCGCGUGAAGGCAGAGGAGGAUAAGAUCCCGCUGCUGUUGGUGGGCAACAAGUCUGACCUGGAGGAGCGCAGGCAGGUGAUGGUGGAUGAAGCCCGGGGCAAGGCGGAUGAGUGGGGGGUGCAGUACGUGGAGACCUCCGCCAAAACGCGCGCAAACGUGGACAAGGUGUUUUUUGACCUGAUGCGUGAAGUGCGAGCAAAGAAGGUGUCAGAAAACAAAGACAAAAACGGAAAGAAGAGCGGCAAGGGGAAGAAGAGCUUCAAAGAGCGCUGCUGUUUACUCUGAUCCCAGCACAAACCAACCGCAACCACCAGUCGGAAAACAAAACAAUCCCCUUUUUACCAAAUUUGGCCAUGGUGGGUUCAUUCUUCAGAACCAUUCUCCCCGAAACCCCUUUUUCUUUUUUUACAUUACAAAUUGUAAUCAAAUCCACAAAUCCCCCCAGCACACACACACACACACACACACACAGAGCUCACCACUGGACGGCUGCUUCAAUCCAGUAAGUGAGGCAUCAUGGGACUUUUUCUUUGUAAAUUUCAGCUGCCGAAUUGUUUCCAACACUAACCUUUUAUUUCCUCUUUGUAAUGUAGCUUUCCCGUUUGUAUUUUUAAAGCUGUAAGUGCGUUGGCGGGGGGACCUGUGUUUAUGCUGAUUAUUGUGCGCGCACACAUUUUAGACAUGGCAACCCGGAAGGGUUGUUGUCCUACCUGUACAAAGCACAUGUCAUUUUUCUAUUGGGCGGUCCGUAACCGGGGCUAUGCUUAGCUGCGACUUCAUUGGCCUGUUCUGGAGAUGAAAACCAGGUCCAGGUGGAAACAAUGUUCUGCACCUGGUCUGUUUUCCCUCGGUCUCUUCUGUUGGGCUGGAUGAGAACCAUACAAUGCAAACGCUGUACUAUUGCAAAGCUCAUGCUAGCUGUUAACUGCAUAACCACACUGCUCCAGCGGUGCUCGCUAUCCACACCGUUAGUGGAAGUUGAAGCGGCUAACAUUCAUUCACUUAUCUUACUGUGGCCAAGUGGAGAUGGUUUAAAUGCUAGCAGUGCAUGCUAGACAGAAUCGAGCCUUUUACUGAUUUCAGUGUUACGCAAUUGCCAUUGCGAACUCUAACGAUGAGACUAUUUUUCGGAUUCAAACAGGCAGCUCAAAUUUAGCUGGUGAAAGAGUUGGACAGAGGGAAAAUACUGUUGAAAACCUGAGAACAGAGUCAAAGCCCUGGUUCUGGUUCCUGUUGUGCUGUAGGGCCUAAUGGGGCCCUAUCCUAUCGAUCUCUGAGGUAAAAAAAAAUGCAGUGCCCCAGCUGCCUACAGAAGGGAUUUGACCGAUGGAUCCUACUCAGGAACACAGACCAUGGAAUAGAGUGUAUGGGGUUCCACCAGUUUGGUUAGACCAUGGGUGUCAGAAUCCAGUCCUAAAAGGUCACAAUAUCCAGUUUUCCAUGGAGGAGAGUAAAGGUUAUCCCUUUGGACUGGUGGUCCAGAAACAGCCAGAACAGUUAGCUCAUAAGAGUCCUGGAACCCAUUGUUAUUACUCUGACCCUUACACACUGGAGAGUCAUGCCCCCUUGUGCAUAUACACAGCACUGCAGUUUCAGCUUUGGUCCAAAUCCCGCCCCCUCACAAUUACAGUGUAGCCCAGGGCAGGGCUGUUCUAUUCCUGGAAGGGUAUUGCAUUUGAAGGUUCUUUACUUCCAUCAGUUAUUCAGGCUCAAUUAGCUAAUUAACUCAGAGUGCCAACGGCGUAUCAUUCAUAGAGCAAUCGACACAAGGACCAUUACGAGCUGUGACUCAUGGGCUUUGAAUGUUGAAUGUUGCUAAAAUUAGGUAUCAGAUAUUUGAUAAAGAACAUAAAAAAAGUUGGAACGGAAGCCUGACCUAACACAACCCCCCCUCGCCCCACCUCACCAUAGGUAGCUGACCUUCCUUCCUGGGUUUCUCUCCCAUCUGCAGAAAAGGAUUUCACUUGUGUGGUAGAUAAAGAACAUAGGAUACGAGUGCACUACAUUGCCAAUAUGGUCCAACAGAUUGUUGAAUAAUCCACUAUAACCCUGUGUGUACUGGGAAAAUUGCCUUGUAGGUUAUGGUGCCAAACUAAGGGUGACAUUGUUCCCCGCAUCCCCCCCUUACCCCUUUUUCUUGUCACUUUGUAUAAUUUUUUUCCUUUCGAUUGCCUAUGAAAUAUAACAGAUUUGCAGUUUUAUUCUCCCGAUUCCAGUCUGUGGAGCAGUUUUAUGGGAGUGUAGGUGGUGUUUUUCACCCUUGUCUUGACCACUCUACUCUUAAAAGGGAUGUCCUGUCCAGACCUUUUCAAGCCCAAUCGCCGUUUGUAUGAAUAAUUCUUCAGUUCACUCGCUGUUUUUUGUAACAUAACGUCAGAAUAUGUUGCCAAAUAAACGCUUCUUCUUUGUAAA
Conger conger (European conger) is the source of this 2932-nucleotide messenger RNA. It is a transcript of the gene ralba, whose product is annotated as v-ral simian leukemia viral oncogene homolog Ba (ras related). The transcript has 5 exons. NCBI's taxonomy places the organism in Eukaryota, Metazoa, Chordata, Actinopteri, Anguilliformes, Congridae. The record is from RefSeq and is a predicted model, not a curated record. Gene Ontology annotation, molecular function: GDP binding; GTPase activity; GTP binding. Gene Ontology annotation, cellular component: plasma membrane. Gene Ontology annotation, biological process: Ras protein signal transduction. Bases 185 to 805 code for a protein of 206 amino acids.